Molecule: messenger RNA, 5347 nt
Organism: Podarcis muralis (Common wall lizard)
Lineage: Eukaryota; Metazoa; Chordata; Lepidosauria; Squamata; Lacertidae
Product: leucyl-cystinyl aminopeptidase
Biological process (GO): regulation of blood pressure; peptide catabolic process; proteolysis
Cellular component (GO): cytoplasm; plasma membrane
Molecular function (GO): metalloaminopeptidase activity; peptide binding; zinc ion binding
Source: RefSeq, a predicted model, not a curated record
CCGACGGCCGUGGAGCAAGACGCCUAGCCAGGCAAGCUGCGAGCUUCCUCUCCCACCGCCUGCUCUUGCAGCCGAGGCGGCAGGCGCUGCUCCGUCUGAAGCAGCCCAGCCCAGGCAGGGGGAGGGAUUGCACAAGCCCCGGAGCAGAAAAUGGUCGGCCGAGGUUGGUGCGAGAGGCGAAGCUAGCCGGGGACGCCGCCGUGCCGAGAAGAAGGGGAAGCGCAGCAACGCCGGAGACCCUCUUUUUUUUCUUUUCUUUUUUUGGCCUUCGUCGUCAUCCGGGCUGUUGUUUUCCCUGCUGUCGACCGAUAUUAUUGCAUGCAUGCAGCGGAUUUGAGCACCGGCCGCCGCAGCCGCCCGGGCAACAUGCAGCUGUCUCCCUGCGGGGCGGAGGAAGCGGAGUGAGGAGGAGCCGCAGCGGCGGGGUUCUGCUUUCUUCUUCUUCAUUUGCGUGCGUCUUUCUCCUCCUCCCGCCACCCCGCCUUGUUUGGGCUUUUUGCUCGCGGGAAAAUGGAGCCUUUCCCCAGUAACGAUCGAAUUCCAUUACCUAGGAAUAUGAUUGAAAACAGCAUGUUUGAAGAAGAACCUGAUGUGGUUGACCUGGCUAAAGAGCCCUGCUUGCAUCCCUUGGAGCCUGACGAAGUGGAGUAUGAGCCAAGGAGUUCUCGGCUCCUUGUCCGUGGUCUUGGAGAUCACGAAAUGGAUGAGGAUGAAGAGGACUAUGAAUCGUCAGCCAAACUUCUGGGAAUGUCUUUUAUGAAUAGAAGCACAGGCCUGCGUGGUAACACAGUGGGCUACAGGCAGAAUUCAGACGGAUCGUGUUCUGCACCGUCUGUAAGGACCACAGUGAUUUGUGCUGUUGUUCUUGUGAUUGCUGUCUCCGUAAUAAUGGCAAUCUACCUUCUUCCCAAAUGUACCUUUACCAAAGAAGGCUGUCAUAAGCAAAACCACACAAUGGACGAUAUAUAUCCUUUGGCAACAAACGGAAAGCCCUUUCCAUGGGCAAAUUUCAGGCUACCAAGUGCUGUUGUGCCAGUACAUUAUGAUAUUGUCUUGCAGCCAAACUUAACCACUAUGAAGUUUUGGGGUUCAGUCCAGAUAACUGUGAAAGUCCUCCAGGUGACCUGGCAUAUCAUUCUUCACAGCUCAAAACUUAACAUUACCAAGGUAACUCUUUCUUCAUCAGGCUCAAGCCAGCCAAAGCAAGCCGAGCUUCGGGAAUAUCCACUGAAUGACCAGAUUGCAAUUUUUGCCCCCGAGGCUCUCCUUGCAGGACAACAAUAUAACAUCAACAUGGAGUAUUUCUCUAAUUUAUCAGAAAGUUACUCUGGCUUUUACCGAAUCGCUUAUAACAAUGACAACAGAAAUUCAACAAAAAGGUGGCUUGCAGCAACCCAGUUUGAACCCUUGUCAGCAAGGUCAGCUUUUCCGUGCUUUGAUGAACCAGCAUUCAAAGCCACUUUCCAAGUCUCUGUCAAGAGAGAUAAUCAGCAUUCUGCAUUGUCAAAUAUGCCAAAGAAAGCAACCAAAUCUCUGGCAGAUGGAUUGGUUCAAGAUGAGUUCUAUCCAAGUGUGAAAAUGAGCACUUACCUAGUAGCUAUCAUCGUUGGAAACUUGGCAAAUCGCACCAAGGAAACAAAUGGGAUUCAGGUAUCUGUCUAUUCUGUGCCACAAAAGUUGAACCAUACUGAAUAUGCCUUAGACACAGCAGUGGAGCUCCUCAAGUUUUAUCAGAAGUAUUUUAAUAUAACAUACCCGCUUCAAAAAUUAGACUUGGUAGCUCUUCCUGACUUUGAGGCUGGAGCAAUGGAAAACUGGGGUUUGAUCACUUUUCGAGAGACAACACUCCUUCAUGAGGACACGACAUCGUCAGCCAUGGAUAAAAAGAGAGUAACAAGAGUGAUUGCUCAUGAGCUGGCACACCAGUGGUUUGGCAAUCUGGUAACUAUGGAAUGGUGGAACGACCUGUGGCUGAAUGAAGGAUUUGCCACUUUUAUGGAAAAUUUUGCCUUGAAGAAAGUCUUCCCAGAAUUAUAUACUGAUUACUCUUUCCCAAAUCUGCAAUUCAAGACAAUGGAGAAAGAUUCCAUGAAUUCAUCUCAUCCCAUCUCCCUUGCCGUCCAGUCGUCAGAGGAGAUCGAGCAAAUGUUUGAUGCCGUCUCCUAUAUCAAGGGAGCUUCUCUCUUGUCAAUGUUGAAAAACUAUCUCCACAGUGAUAUCUUCCAAGCUAGUAUUCAGUUAUAUCUGCAUGACCACAGCUAUGGGUCCACCCAAAGUGAUGACUUGUGGGAUAGCAUGAAUCAGGUGAUAAAUGACACCCAUGUCGAUAUAAAAAUCAUGAAGACCUGGACUCUCCAGAAAGGAUUUCCUUUGGUGACUGUCAAAAGAGAAGGCAAACUGAUUCAUCUGCAGCAGGAGCCAUUUGUGCACAAUGUGGAAUUGGAAAAUCAGACCGUACCUGCCAGUUAUUUGUGGAGCAUUCCUCUUUCUUAUACCACCAGCAAUGACAGCUUACCCUACAGUUCUCACAAUUAUUUACUGCAGCAAAAGUCAGAUGCCGUUGAACUUCCAGGUGAAACGCAGUGGGUGAAAUUCAAUGUAGACUCAAAUGGUUUCUAUAUUGUACAGUAUGCGGAAAAGGACUGGACUGCUCUAAUUGACCUGCUGAAGACGGAGCCCACUGCUCUGAGUUCCAGAGACAGGGCCAAUUUGAUCCACAACAUUUUUAAUCUGGCAGGAUUAGGAAGGGUGUCUUUGGCCAAAGCCUUUGACCUGAUUGAGUACCUAGUGAAAGAAAACAGCACUUCUCCAAUCAUACAAGCGUUGGACCAAAUGAACCGUAUCUUCAACCUAGUUGAAAAAAGAGGAAUGCAGACCCUUUCAGCGAGAAUAUUGCAUAAGAUGUUACGACUAUUUAAAGACAAGAUUAAUCAACAGAAAUGGACAACUGAUGGGACCCUUUCAGAACAAGAGCUGAAGUCAAGUUUGCUGACCUUUGCCUGCACCCAUAAUUUGGAAGACUGCAGCACGGAUGCUACCAAGCUAUUUAAUGAAUGGAAAGAUUCCAAUGGCACAAAAAGCCUGCCAACAGAUGUUAUGAAGAUCAUAUUCACAGCCGGAGCAAAAACUGAAAGUGGCUGGAACUAUCUUUUAAGCAUGUAUGCUUAUUUGGUGUCUGAACCAGAAAAGCUCAAAAUCCUUGAAGCAUUGGCCAGCGCAGAUGAUGUUAAAAAACUGAUAUGGUUAAUGCAAACAAGCCUGGAAGGAAGCAUCAUCAGAUCGCAGGAUCUUCCAACUGUUAUAACAACAGCCAGUCAGAAUUUGCCUGGACACUUACUAGCAUGGGAUUUCGUUAAGGAGAACUGGGAUCAGCUUAUAAGGAAGUUUCACCGUGGAUCAUACACCAUGCAAAGUAUUGUGAUUGCGACAACUUGUCAGUUCUCAACACAAGAACAUCUGCUUGAGGUUAAGACAUUCUUCGAAUCCAAGUCGGAGGAGACUGCUCAGCUACGGUUUGUUCGAGAGGCCAUUGAGAGGAUUCAGCUGAAUAUCCAGUGGAUGGAGAAGAACUUGGAGACGCUGGAAAAAUUGCUAUAGUGAUCGCAUCCACCAGAGUCCGCAAUAGCCACUUAGAAUGUGGCAGUUUUUGCUCUUUUGUCCAAAAAGGGGCGUGUGCGAAAAGGGACAGUGCAACUUGCUUUGCGCUGCGAGGGUUAGAGUUAGCUCAGGGUACAUCUCUUAAGUUGGCGCUCUUUGCAGUGCUUGUAGACGAGAGAGAGUUGCUAAUCUAAGGGAAUGUUCGUUCAUUGACCAAACAUUCACGCAAAACAAAGACAGUAACUUGUCAUGGAGCCUCCAUUCCAUCAUAGGAAAAUCCAGUUCUACUUUCUACAUAUUGAAUGAAAGUUGAACAACAGCAACAAAAAAAGAGCAGCAAAACGAGAACUCUCCUGUGAUCUGUUUUCUCUCUUUGCAGGGUGCUGUCUAAACAGACUUCCUCAAUGUCUGUAGCUUCUUGAAUGGUAAAUACUGUACCCACUCUGAAGCACGUUUUAAAAAAAAACGAUUAUAAGCAGCUGCUAAGACACACAAUAUGGAAGUGAACAACUAAAGUGAAAAUGUUGGAUUUUGGGAAGCUCUGAGUUUCGUUUUAUCAAAGUAAUUUCUAGACAUUAUGCAAAUAUCAGAAAUAAUAUAAUUAUUGGUAGAAAUCUCUUAUUUUUGUCUGCAACAUGGCUGGGUGCUACCAGUGCCACGUAGUGAACAGCUUUUUUUGCAAAUAGCUUUGUGAGGGGAGUUUUCAGUGUGCAAUUGAUCAGAGUAAAACCCCAAAGAUUUUGACUCCUAUCUCAUUAGGGUACUUAUAAAAAAACCCAGUUUCCAUUGGUGUUUGGCUGACACUAUAGAACAGAGUGUUCUGAUUGUUCUGGUUGAUUUGAUGUUUUUUAAAUACUGAUUUGACUUCAUAUACUUCUUCCAGAGGAUCCUCAUGCUGUGGAACCUUAUUAAUCUCCAAUAUUUAAGUGCUAUAGCGCUCCACUUUUCUAUGUUAUAUUAGCCCAAUAGAGUAAAACUCACUUCAUUUCCUCGUAAGUUGUCCCAUGAUUUAGAAACAGCUGAUAAUAUAACUUUAGAGCAAAUGAGCCAAACUAAGGGAAGUGGCCAAAGGUUGUGCGGUCUCAGUUUUUGAAACAGCUUUGGGCUACUAUGAAAAAAGUCAUGAUAAUUUGUUCAAGAGAAGCAUUCAGAACUUACCACACCAUAGUUUUAUUUUGCAGAGCUUUCAGUGCGUAUCUCCUCUGCGUUGAUUUCACAAUAAAUGCAGGGAAAUAAUGGCUUUUUCAGAUACGUUGAAAUUUGCAACAAGAGGAGAAAAAUAAUUGUAUACAUUAAGGUAAUAAAGAUUUAAUACUUCUGGGUCUCUAGUAGGCUGAAGUAGAAAUUCAUCAAUUUCUGCUUCACUUUCUAAAAUGGCCUCAGAGCUUCUCAUCUUUCAGUGGAAAACAUUACUGUGCAUUCAUUCUUUGAUUGGGAGGAGAUAAUUAUUGUCAUGAACUAUGGUUGAUGGUUAGUGCUUGAAUGGCUUUGCUUUCUCCCCUCUUUCUGGCCUGUAGUCCACUCCUGCGACUUCACCCCUUUCAUUUUUCUUUCAUAUAGUAGUACUGAUGGUCAAGAUUCUGUUACUUCCCUUUUUGUUUAAGGGCAGGGAGUCACUUGAGGCUGUCCUCUAUUUAUAUAUAGAUGCGCUUGCUACUGGAAAUGUGAAAUGUACUUGAAAAUAUAGUGCACCUGCCUUCUAGAAUUAAGACUGUAUUGUUUAAAUUAAAGCGCUGUUGGAUUAAGAGUA